This is a messenger RNA of Brassica napus (rape), 1064 nucleotides long. RefSeq lists its product as uncharacterized. The coding region runs from base 167 to 775 and encodes 202 amino acids. The record is from RefSeq and is a predicted model, not a curated record. NCBI's taxonomy places the organism in Eukaryota, Viridiplantae, Streptophyta, Magnoliopsida, Brassicales, Brassicaceae. The transcript has 5 exons.
AGCAAAGUCUCAAAGCAGUUUCAUUUCUAUACAAGUAUUGUGUUCAAACAAAAGACAGUGUUUGAUCUUCUUCUUUGUUAGGGUGAUUCUGGUGUUGUAGAAGCUAAAGUCGUUGAGUUUAAACUGCAGAUCUUGAGAGUGUUUAUCUCUGUGUAAGGUUUGUGUGAUGGAAGAAGUGAAAGGACAAAGAGGAAAUGGAACCACAGAAGCAGAUUUUGUGUUGCAAUGGGGGGAGAGAAAGAGAGUUAGAUGCAUGAAAGUCAAGAAAGAUCAGAGCCGCAAGUCAAGUGAUGGUUUGUCUAAGCGCAAACUCAUGUCCCGAGCUGCCUGUUCCGAGAGAGGCUCCCCUUCUCGCCAUCUUAACCGUCCAAACAAGAUCAUAGAUUUUCCAAGUAAUGUACGGAGAUCGUUUGUGGCAUCACCUGAGAAGGAAGAUAGAUACUACACAACUAGGGGUUCAAUGGGUACUGAUGAAAGUGGGAAAAUGAUAAAGGAGCCUGUGAAGGAAACCAAGAAGCAUGUGUGGCCAAAGUUGUUUAUAACUUUGUCAAAUAAAGAGAAAGAAGAAGAUUUUUUGGCUAUGAAAGGGUGCAAGCUUCCUCAAAGACCCAAGAAACGAGCCAAGUUGGUUCAGAAGACAUUGCUUCUGGUGAGUCCAGGUACUUGGUUGUCAGAUCUGUGCAAAGAGAGGUAUGAAGUAAGAGAGAAGAAGACUUCAAAAAAGCGGCCAAGAGGAUUGAAGGCAAUGGGAAGCAUGGAAAGCGAUUCAGAGUGAAGAGGACUUGAGAAAUGUUCUCAAAAUUUUGGUUAAAGGCUAGAAAGGAGACAAACACAAAAAUGAAUAUGCUUUGUUUCUUUCAUUACAUUUUGAGAUGCCAUUCCACAGGUCAACAACUAUUAUUAGACACUCGUAUCUUUGCUUUUGAAGCUAAUCUGUAGCUUUCUUAAUCAAAAUCUCUCGUCCCCACCUUUUUUUAUUGUUUUAACUUGUUGAUUAUGCGUUUAGACAAUUCAUGUAUCAUAGCUUCAUGAUGAGAAGAGGUUCUUGAAUCUCAAUUUAUGAA